CGCCGCGCUGUUCGGUUAAUAUUAUACUCUCAUUUUUGAAACGCACUCCGCAUCCACUCCGGAAGCCGGGGGAUCCGCUAAGGAAAUUGUCCUGCUCUUACCAUUAACACAUUGUCCCACAUCGACUACAGGCGAUUAGGAUACGCUUGUAACAAGUGUGCUUGCCGCUGCUAACCGCAUUUUUAGCACAAUUGUUGCGUAUACAGAUACGACGCAGAGUUGCAUCGGCCGUACCAGUGAAAGUGACCGGCUGCGUUGCGCUGCCGGUUGUGCCAGCGGAUUUGUUGUGCCGGUUGUUCUUUUGAUCAUAAUCAUAUUGAUCCUGUCGGCAGUGAUCACGGCUCGAAAAAACAAGCCUCUCUGUCUCUCUCCUCAUAGCGAUGAUGUGCAUGCUGAUUGAAUGUUACAAGAUUGCUUAUAAUCGGCAUUUUGUCUGGAAUGCCGCAGAGUGUCAUGACGGAUGUUGAUCGGUCUGCAUUGUUUUGUGUUAUAGUUACUAGUAUAUGCACAUACGAUGCUUGAACUACUUGGCUAAUUUUUCCCGCUUUUAACUGGCGUGGGAGGCAUGUGUUGGAGGCUUUUUCGACCGUUACCCGAUGAUGCCGAUAUACCGGGAAAGUUUUCUUAUUCCCAUUUUAGCCGGUGCCGUAUACUGGAACACACUGGACGCGGAGUUUGCCUACGACGAUAAUCGAGCAAUCCUCGAUAAUCAGGAUUUAUUGCCCGACACCCCAUUCCAUCAGCUGUGGUUGAACGACUUCUGGGGCACUAAGCUAACAUUAGGGGGCAGUCAUAAAUCCUUCCGUCCCCUGUGCGUGGCCACCUUCCGUCUGAAUUUCCUCCUGCACGGCUACGCUCCCGCUGGCUACCAUGCGCUCAACGUCCUUCUCCACAUGCUGGCCACGUUUCUCUUGCAGCAGCUACUGCAGCAGUUGUCCGGCGCGGGCAACCGCCUGCUGGCGGCGCUAGCCGGCCUGAGCUUUGCCGUCCACCCGGUGCAUACGGAAGCCGUGGCCGGCGUGGUCGGGCGGGCCGAUGUGGGAGCCGGUGUACUGUUCCUGCUCAGUCUGCUGGCGUACAUCCGCUAUUGCCAACUCCGCGAUCAAGUGGUCAGUAGUGGAAAGGCCAUCCCGCCAACAAAUCCUAAUUUACCCGCUGAACAACCACUUGCCAAUCCCGUCAAGGACCACGAAGUGUUCCCAUUACGAUGGCUUCUUUUAAUUGCGACUUGUGCCUGUGCAACAUGUGCCUGUUUAUUCAAAGAAACCGGCAUAACCGUCCUGGGUGUGUGCAUCAUCUACGAUGUGGUGGUCAUCCAAGGAUUCACCGAUUUCCAUGAGCUGGCAUCGUUGACACAUAAAUUAUCCAACAAACGUCUGGAGGGUGUUGUGUGUUUGCUCGGCUGGAUGGGUGUGGUCGUGGGAGCGCGGAUCGCGUGGAUGGGCAACAUUACGCCGGUGUUCGCGGCCAGCGAUAAUCCAGCCGCUGAUUCUCCCAGCUGGCUGACCCGUACACUGACGUUCUUUUAUCUGCCGGUAUUCAAUUUCCAGCUCUUGCUGUACCCCUGGACACUCAGCUAUGACUGGUCCAUGGGAGCGGUAGCGUUAAUUAACACGUUAGCCGAUCGGCGGAAUAUCCUAUCGAUCGCGUUUUAUGCCGGUCUCGUUGUGGGAAUAAAAAACCUCUUGCGGAUAAUUGGCAAAUUAAACGAUGGGGAAAAUCGUCGAGCGCCGGAUAUAUCGUCCCAUAAACGUCUCGUCAUCGCACUGGCUAUCCUCAUACUGGCAUUUUUGCCGGCUAGUAAUUUAUUCUUUUAUGUCGGCUUCGUGAUCGCUGAACGGAUUCUCUACAUCCCCAGCAUGGGCUUUUCCUGGAUGAUGGCGGAAGGGCUAAUUAAGGCCAGUAAUAUCGCUAAAAGCGGUGUACAGCGGCGGUCAAUAGCUGCCGGCAUAUGCCUGCUUCUGUGUUGCCAUUCGUUACGCACAUGGCGCCGCAAUGCCGACUGGGAAACGGAGGAGCAACUGUACAUCGCGGGGGCCGCCAUCAAUCCGGCAAAAUCAUGGAGUAAUUUGGGUAACAUUUGGAAUCAGAGGGGUAAAUUAAAAGAAGCGGAAGUGGCCUAUAUCACCGCACUGAAUUAUCGACCAAACAUGGCGGACACGCAUUAUAACUUGGGUCGAUUACUGCAAGACCAGCGUCGCUACAACGAGUCCAUUGCCAGCUACCGCAAUGCCAUUUACUACCGACACAAUAUGGCAGUGGCCUAUCUUAAUUUGGGAAUAGCCAUGCAAUCAGUGGCGCGCCACGCCGAUGCCAAAGCGGCCUACAGGCAGUGCGCCCAGCUGGAUACGGGUCGGCUCAAAGAUCCCAAGCUGCACGAAAGUGCGAAAAUUACGUGUCUUUUUAAUCUGGGCCGCUUGGCCGCCGAUGAGCAACAAUAUCAGGCAACAGUGGCGCUGUACAAUGAAGCGGUCAACAAGAUGCCGGCAUACUAUGCACCACAGAGCCUUUAUAACAUGCUCGGUGAAGCAUAUUUUCAUUUGAAUGAAUCCGCCUUGGCCGAAUUGUGGUACAAAAGGGCACUCAAAGCUAAGCCGGACCAUGUACCGGCACAUUUGACCUAUGCAAGGUUUUUGUACAAGCAGAAUCGCACAACGGACGCUGACCAGAUAUUCACUACAGUCUUUCAUGCGGCUCCGAACGAUUCAGCCGUAUAUCAUUUCUAUGGACAAUACUUGAUGGACACUGGACGCCAAGGGACGGGCAUCCAGUUUCUGCUCAAAGCAGCGGAAAUGUAUCCCAAUGACUUUCAGAGUCUGACUGUUGCCGCCGGUGCCUUAAGACAAUUUGGUGAUAAUAUUAAAUCGGAGUAUCUCUACCGUCGUGCCGUGGAGAUGGAGCCGUUUCAAGUGUCCGGAUGGAUAAAUCUCGGCGCGAUUUUGCAUUUGAAUGGACAGUGGCGGGAUGCCGAGCAGUCCUAUCGGCGAGCAUUGCAGCUUGAUCCCCAUAAUCAAAUUGCCAUGGAUAAUUUCAACAAGCUGCAGAAGCUCAUGCUGCGCCACAACCAUCAUCAUGAACGCAGAUUUUAAAACGCAGUAAUCCUCUGCCAAUUGCCACUGGUCAUCUGGUUUCCAUAUAAGUAAUCUGCUCUGAAGAAAGCUGUCGCUUCGCCGUUAUGUGAGAUAAGCGAAGAAGAGCAUUUCUUCGUUCAGUGGGAACACAGCUGCUGCUGGAUAACGUGCUCCAGCUGAUCUCUUUCUCAAAUUUGCCUGUGACAAUACA
This is a messenger RNA of Paramacrobiotus metropolitanus, 3282 nucleotides long. RefSeq names its product protein O-mannosyl-transferase TMTC2-like. Lineage: Eukaryota; Metazoa; Tardigrada; Eutardigrada; Parachela; Macrobiotidae. The record is from RefSeq and is a predicted model, not a curated record. The transcript is spliced from 11 exons. Gene Ontology annotation, biological process: protein O-linked glycosylation via mannose. Gene Ontology annotation, cellular component: endoplasmic reticulum membrane. The coding region runs from base 597 to 3089 and encodes 830 amino acids. Gene Ontology annotation, molecular function: protein binding; mannosyltransferase activity.